Molecule: messenger RNA, 2055 nt
Organism: Lontra canadensis (Northern American river otter)
Lineage: Eukaryota; Metazoa; Chordata; Mammalia; Carnivora; Mustelidae
Gene: RHOH
Product: ras homolog family member H
Exons: 4
Coding region: 801-1376 (191 amino acids)
Biological process (GO): small GTPase-mediated signal transduction
Molecular function (GO): GTPase activity; GTP binding
Source: RefSeq, a predicted model, not a curated record
ACACACACACACACACACACAAUGGGUAAACCCACACAAAUGAGAUCCCCUCUUCAGAGAAGCCAGCUACAGGAAAUUGACUUAUACACAGGAACUUGCUAAUCUCUAUCGUCACAUUCCGAUUGUUCCUGCCACCUCAGUCACCGCGCACAUGAAACCCGACUGUCUGGGGUUGGAUUCUCUACCAGCUCAACUUUUACAUUUUUGUUCUUCCAAUGCGAAUCAGUUAUAUUCUUGGGGAGGAAGGAAACGAUGAUCCCAGAAGGAAAUCGGAAUGGUGAAAGGGCUCGGACAGAUUUUUUUUCUUCUUACCUGCCCUGAACAGAUUAACUUCCGGAGUCAGUCAUUUUGGUGUCAAGAAAUUUCUUCGGCAUCUACAACAGGUGACUUGGAGGCGGUUGAUCUAUAGAUGAGCAUCUGAGAGCCAUUAAUCCAGAACUCUUCGAACGGGGCCCCAAGCACCAAGAUGUUCCCAAAGUGGCUGGGAUCCAUUAGAAACUGAAGCUAUUGUCUGCGCCUUCCCCACCUCGUGGACCAGAAGCCAACAGAGAGCUGUUUGAAAGCGAGCAUUCACACAUCAGCUGGUUGCAGUUGAAGGCUGGCCUUUGGAGGUUUUCCAUGUAGAGCAUACAUCUCCCUCGGAUGGACGGGGAGAAUUGCUGUCCGAGGUCCUGAGAACACGACCCACUCCACACCCCUGGAUUUCAUUCGCUGCAUUGAAUGGCCUUUGCUUCAGCAGCCCACUGAGGGCCCUUUCCCUUGGGGUUCUGAACUUGUAACUAGGACUCCAGGCUGGGAAGAUGCUGAGUUCCAUCAAGUGUGUGUUGGUGGGAGAUUCAGCUGUGGGGAAAACCUCCCUCCUGGUGCGCUUCACUUCAGAGACCUUCCCUGAGGCCUACAAGCCCACAGUGUAUGAGAACACAGGUGUGGACGUCUUCAUGGAUGGCAUCCAGAUCAGCCUGGGCCUCUGGGACACAGCGGGUAAUGAUGCCUUCCGAAGCAUCCGCCCCCUGUCCUACCAGCAGGCCGAUGUGGUGCUGAUGUGCUACUCUGUGGCCAACCAUAACUCUUUCUUGAACCUCAAGAACAAGUGGAUUGCUGAAAUCAGGAGCAACUUGCCCUGUACCCCCGUGCUGGUGGUGGCCACCCAGACGGACCAGCGGGAGAUGGGACCGCACAGGGCCUCCUGCAUCAAUGCCAUAGAUGGAAAAAAACUGGCCCAGGAAGUGAGAGCAAAGGGCUACCUGGAGUGCUCAGCCCUCAGCAACCGGGGGGUUCAGCAGGUAUUCGAGUGCGCUGUCCGGACUGCUGUCAACCAAGCCAGGAGACGCAACAGAAGGAGGUUCUUCUCCAUUAACGAGUGCAAGAUUUUCUAGCCUCCCAGAGACUCUGUCCGCACUCAUUUGCUCCCUGCAAAGACUCACAGGGACAGGGAGAGCAGGCAAGCCAACAAGGACUGAUGAUCUUUCUAGGUACGUCUGUCACAGCACUUCCCUUAGGAUGCUGUCACUGAUGGGACUUGGCCACUAGCUGUUUUUAUGAAAUAUACUCUACAAAUGAAAACCUCUUGCCCCGUCCCGUUGGAAGGUUCUAUAAUGAAGAUUUCCACUUUCGAUUAAAAAAAACAAAGUAGUCUCCAUCAUUUUGGACAAUGAAGUGAGUUUUUCCAAGAAUUCCAUAUUUAAAGAUGCAUUUUAUUUAAAUGAUAACAUAGUGUAUAGCUCUUGUAUACAAUUAGUUUUUACAUUUGGGAAGUCUUUCCCUAGACGGUCCCAAACACGGACUGCUGUAUGAGGGAUACAACUCUCUGGGGUUCUGCCAAAGGCUUGUAGUGUUUUCCCCUAAAGUAGUGAUUUUCUGGAGACCACUUGCCCGCUAGGUAUUACCAGGUAAUCAGAUUUUAAAAUGACCAUGGCCGGAUCCUUGCAUUUACUCUCUCAUCUACCUGUUAUUCAGAGUUGUAUAUAAGAUACAGUUCAAGAACAUACAAUUCUUCAAUGCUACCUGAUUAAAAAUUGAAAUUUUAAACAUCUGUCACUAGAUUGCUCUACAAUU